Molecule: messenger RNA, 2514 nt
Organism: Ectocarpus sp. CCAP 1310/34
Lineage: Eukaryota; Phaeophyceae; Ectocarpales; Ectocarpaceae
Source: the annotation of a GenBank genome assembly
UGUUGGAGCCAAGAACCGGACUGACCAUCCCCCCCUGCGCCCAACGGUGGAAGCUUGUCGUUGCAAAGGCACUGCGUAUUGCAACAGUGCGCAAGACCAACACCGAACCGGCCAGCCGCCAUGUCUACGCAACUUUCUGGAGAUCUGGUGUGGGAGAAGUCGUCCACGCGCAGGUACGCGCCACCGGGGGGGCAGACGUCCAUCUCUCUAGGGGACUACGCCGCCGAAGCCCCGGCCGCCGCCAACGGCGCCGCAAGCAAGGCGAAGGCGAAGGCGCAAAUGGCGUCGCCCCCGAGGGCACCCACACCCACCCGUGCCAAGUCGGCGAGGCCGACGUCCUCCCCCCCGGCGGAACUGGCUGUUUCCGCUGCGGGGCUCCGCGUCGGAGUGGCGGUGUGCGAGUCGGAGGCUCUCAAGUCGUCUACUGUGGCGGCACUCCAGCAGCUCGGCGCCAAGACCACGAUAUACGAGGUUUCCGACCCACUCCAGCUCCCGUUCGCCAUCCAGUGCAUGGUGCAGAAGACCGGAGUGUCGGUGGUAGUGGCCAUCGGUUUCCUGGUUGCAGAUGCCCACUGGUGUUCGAAGGAGGUUGGCGGAGCUCUGGUGAAGACGUUGCUAGAGCUGUCCCUGAGCCUGAAGGUCCCCGUGGUGAACGGCCUCUGCUUCCGUGCCGUGUCGGAGGGUGAUGCGGUCGCGCUCAGCGGGAAGCUGGCCAAGGGAGCGAUUCACAUGGCCUCCGUCCGCGACGGCAAGCAGGAGACCUACACAGUCUCGCGCGCCAUUCCCGCGUUAGGCAACAGCGGCGGCCUGGUCGCUUCCAACAGCCGCGGUCUCCCCCUUGGCCCCAAGCGGAGGUCGAGCGUGUUCGGGCAGACACGCGCGGUGCCAGCGGACCUCACCUCACUUCUGCUCGGCCUCAAGACCUCCCUCAAGGCCCACGGUGCGACCGGGAUGUUUGGUCUCGCGAGGCGGUUCCGGCUUUCGGACGACGACAAGUCGGGCACCAUCAGCUUCCACGAGUUCCAGGUGUGCAUGCGCGACGCUCACAUGGACUGGACAGAGGACGAGCUGAAGAACGUGUUCGAGCACUUCGAUACCGACGGCUCAGACACCAUCGACUACGACGAGUUCCUGUUCGCCGUGCGAGGAGAGUUGAACGAGAGGCGGGCCCAGGUUAUCCUCGAGGCCUUCGAGGUGAUGGACAAGGACAAGAACGGGGCUCUUAACGCCAGCGACCUCAAGAGUGUGUACGACGCUUCCCAGCACCCUGGUGUGGUGGCCAAGAGGCGCACAGAGGAGGAAGUCAUGGAGGAGUUCAUCUCCAGCUUCGAGGGGGAGAUUAAGGAUUGCAAGGUCACCCCUGAGGAGUGGUGCCGGUACUACUCCAUGCUGUCAGCGGGCAUGCCGGACGACGACGACUUCGAGCUCAUGAUGAGAAACGCCUGGCAUCUGCCGGGGGGGGUUGGUGCGAUGGCCAGCACGACAGGCAGGAGAGUGCUAGCCACGAGGGCGGACGGCAGCCAGACGAUCGAGGAGGUGAAGGGGGCCGCGGGCAUGGGCAACGCAGACACGAAGGCUAUGCUCAACAGCCUUCGCUCACAGGGGCUGAACGUGACGUCAGUGGCACUGUUCGGGAGCGUCGAUUCCACGGAGCCCCCCGCGACCAACGCCGUCGACAUGGCGGAGACCAUGAGCGUGGGCGGGCAGAGCAACGAAGGAUCCACGUACAGCGCCCCCAUCCGCCAAGGGCCCGGCGGUAACAGCAGUCUCGUGCUUGGCUAAGGAGGACCUAACCUACCUGCCUCCUGCUGUAUGCUAGCACGAAAGAAGAAACUAUAUAGAAGAGCAGAGCUGGGCGUAUACAUGGCACCAUGUAUUUCCAAACUUUUUUUGUUUUUGGUUCGAAAGAUUGAAAAACGAGGCCAUACGAGAGCGCAGGCAAACAGCGCCCUGUGACGAUCGCAGUAUUAUAGCUGUGGCAGCUGGGUGCCAGCCAGUCUCAUGUUGGUGUUAUUACUCUCACCAGGAGAGAAUGUGAUCGACUGUCACGAAGUACGCACAUGACAGCCAAACCUGUAUCAUUCGAAUCGUUUGCGCCCAUUUUUGUGUGGAGUUUCUUGUGUUGUUCAAAACGUAGCCUAGAAUAUGGUUAGUUUUUUCGGACGGAAGGGAGUGGGUGGGAGGGGCACAGUGAUCGGCGGUCAAGAAGCGCCUGAAGUGUAGUGAAUGAUGUUGCCGUUUUUUGCGGCUCUCCAAAUUUCUGGCGGAGGAGGACCCUGCAUGCAUUCCUGACACGGAGUGCGUUACUGCUGUUGUGCGUUGUUGUGCAGGAGGGGCUGGGGUCUGUGUGCGGUGUCGAGUGCGGGCGGGGAAGCGGGAUUCCGGUGUAUUCAGGCGUUGCGUAGGCGGGUUCGUAUGAUUCUGUGUGACUUGAUGCCGUUAGAGAAUGGAGGCAAGGCCGUGCAAUGAUGAUGGAGGCAAGGCCGUGCAAUGAUGAUGGAGGCAAGGCCGUGC